This is a messenger RNA of Cantharellus anzutake, 771 nucleotides long. RefSeq lists its product as uncharacterized. The record is from RefSeq and is a predicted model, not a curated record. The transcript is spliced from 3 exons. Bases 135 to 542 code for a protein of 135 amino acids. Lineage: Eukaryota; Fungi; Basidiomycota; Agaricomycetes; Cantharellales; Hydnaceae.
GGGAAGAUUAUUUUCACUUUGUUAAAUAUUGAUUGGAUACCGAUUAUCGUAUAUAACCUCCCAGGGGUGGAUCUUUCUCCCCCAGUCCUCCAAGCAUCUACGCCCCAAGACUUAAGUUCUCCAAAAAGUCAACGAUGCGAUUCUGGAGUGCCUUCGUCUCGGUCGCCCUACUUCGCACUGUUGCGGCGCAUUUCCACGUUGGCAAAGUCACUUGCGAGGUAAUCGCACCAAAUACUCAGAAUACAGAGAGCGUAGUUGGGGCUGUCAUCCCUUCUUGGCUAGACGGGACUGAUCAGUAUCAGUGCGAAGAUAUCGUGGACAACUGGGUCGGCGAAGAGAUCCAACCUGGUACAUUCGAGACCGUCACGAUUUGUAACCAUCAGGUUACGAUUAAUCCUGAUCUCAGCUCCUAUACUGAAACCCAGACCGGACAUCAGGGACCCUGCUUCCCCGUUGGAAAGAGCACCAGCUGUGCGAAUAGCAACGGCCAAAAGUGUACAUGGCAGGAUCAGGCUUUCUGCCAGGCGGACCAUAUAUGCUAGUGCUAGGAUCUGGCGGAGCUAGCACCUAGGAUUACAGUCACUGCGUUUAGGUCCAAAUUUUCCACAGCCCUUUCCGCAAUAUAUAUAUAUAUAUAUAUAUAUAUAUAUAUAUGGGUGCAUGUUAUCCGACAGCGGGGAAACCACAUGCCCACAGUUUCUUUUGUGCAAUCCUCUCGCUUCGUCUUGUUACAUGUCGUUGUUGUGUUUAUUUUAAAGUAUGUGUUCCCGU